Messenger RNA from Paramuricea clavata, 4506 nucleotides. NCBI's taxonomy places the organism in Eukaryota, Metazoa, Cnidaria, Anthozoa, Malacalcyonacea, Plexauridae. The record is from the annotation of a GenBank genome assembly.
CAUGGCCGCCGCAGAGGAGCGAGUUGAUUCGAAAUUUGACGAAUUUUGCCAUAUUUGUGCGACAGUUACCAUCGGUUUCGAGAGAGUUUGCGCCUUGGAAUGCGAACGAAAACUUACUUGCAAAGUUCACCUAGGCAGGGGACGAAUAUAUUUCGACAUCCCGCGCACAGAGCUUGGGAAAAUCAAGGACCUUCGUUCGGUUGAAAAUCUUUUUGUAGUUGUGUCAGACAUCGCAUGCUUCAAGUCCUCCGCAGAUGAAAGCGUAGAGGAAAUACUAGAGAGAUUUUAUCACCUUCCUGAAGAACUAAACUGGGAAUCUGCUAUCAGAAUCUGGAAAGAAUUCAAUGAAUUUUCUUCUGAUAUAAAUACUGUUAAAAACGUUUUGCCCAUAUUGAAUCUGAAAUCACACACAACCGUUGCUAAACAAGAAAUUGAAAGUGCAAAUCCUAUAGGAAGUCCUGACGAAGAAAGGUCAGACCCUAUAGGAAGUGUAGAAAGCCAUAAUCUAUCAGUCGAGCAAACUAAGGCAGGCAUAAUUUUACCACGGUUCAGAGUGACGUGUACCCGAACUCAUUCUGCACCGAGUCAAAAACAUCCAUUCACUUCCAUGCAAGCAGCAGCAAAAUUUGGUGGUGCCAUAAAUGACCAGUUUGGUUGGAUAGUAGACCUAGAAAAUUUCGAUUUGGAGGUGUUGCUAAAUAUCGUAGAUAGUCACGUCGUCGUCGGUGUUUCUCUUACAAAAGAAAGUUUAUUCCGAAGAAAUAUCGUGAAUUUUGGACCGACAACUUUGAGGUCGACACUUGCUUACUGUUUGACAUUGUUAGCUGAUAUCAAGAAAGGUGAGAUAAGCUCAGGGGUUGAAAUUAAAAAAAAAAUUGGUUGGCCAGUUGACUGCCAGUGAAUAAGAUCUGGUCGCAAAAAUUUAAUAACAAGUCGCCCCAUGUCAAUGUAUUAUGAAGUAUUCUGUUCAGUUGUAUACUGUAGAUAUAUACAAUAAACUAAUAAAGAACUGUUUAAUAUAUCGUAUGGAAAACUAUAUGUAAAAGCAUAAUAAAAUACUUGAGAGACUGGAAUAUUUCAAGGCUUUAGAAUUACUUCAUCAUUUCAAUUUUUUCUGUCUCCACGUGGGCUGCAGUUUGGCGCACGCUCAUUUCAACCCCUGGAUAAGCUAGACAUCGCAAUUGCAAUCUUGGACCAAAAUAUUUUCAUAGUUAUUGUCGAUUUCAAGUUCCUUUUCAACGCGCGGGUCCCAAGUUCGUUGCGAACUUACCAAUUACGUUUCCAAGCUCGAAAAUUGGGCGUGAACUUCGCAACGAAGUUCACAAGUACAUUGUUUGAACUUCGUUUGUAAACAAUCACGUUUUUUUGAAGGAGAUGUGGUGUGCGAUCCGCUAUGUGGCAGUGGAGCUAUUCCAAUUGAAUGUGCAAGUGAAUGGCCAUGUUCCUUCAACAUUUCUGGAGACAAUUUUCACUCAGCUCCUCCAAGGACUCAAGACAAUGUGACUUAUGUCAACAACCAGAGAUCUGCUGAGAAUAAGUAUGGCUAUUUUUCAUUUUUGCUAGUGUAGAGUUGACACAGAAAUUUCUGCUGUCAGAUAAAACUUUGUACUUUUUCGUUGGUCCGUAUCGUACUGGCUUUCCCGGCAUUGAGUCGGUUCAACUUGUGAACGAAUGCUAAAUUAUUUUGAAAUCUAUGCUAAAUUGUUAACUAUUUACCAUUCAACAUACGUUUUAAUAAGUUAUUUUCAACUUUAAUGCGGAGCAAUUUUUUUAUUGUUGGUUUAUUUUCGGAUUGGAGAGUUAAGAUUUUUGCAACAAAUCCAAUUUUGAACCAACUACACACCCGUCGUUGCAUAUCUGUUACUGACUUCAUUUCAGAUUUAUCGGAUAACAAUUUUUGGCAUUGAAUCGAAAUAUCAAAAUGCAGCUUAAGUCCUUUUUUGCAUAAUUUAAUAACAGCAACAAAAACGAAGAAAUUUUGGAUAUCAAAUUCAAAUUCUACCAUCAUAAGUAGUAUCCUUUUUUUAAACUUUACUAGAAAAAGUGUCACAGUGGAAACAUUUCUAUGGGAUGCGUGUCGUUUACCGUUGAAAACAAAUGCAGUUGAUGUGUUCAUCACGGAUUUACCAUUUGGAAAGAAAAGUGGUUCAAUGGUGAAGAAUUGGCAACUAUAUCCUGAAGUUUUGUUCGAAAUGGCGCGUGUUUGUCAAGUGAAGACGGGACGAGCUGUAAUUUUGACGAAAGAUAAGAAAGCCAUAUCGAAAGCCUUUACACAGACUGCACAGUUUUGGCGAAAGAGGUUUACGUAUUGGAUUAAUAUUGGAGGUUUGCAGGCUGGGGUGUAUGUACUGCAGAGAACAGCUAGUGCAAUGCAGAACUCAUCUUAAUGACAUAAAAAUUGAUAAUUUUGACGAUUUGUUGAUGUGAUUCGGGCCAGCUUGGCUAGCCGAGAUGAAUAAUUGUGUCACGUAUUUUUUUCUUGACCAUAAAAGAUCUUUUGAAUGAACGUUAUACUGUUACUGGAAUCAAAAUAAGCUAAUUAGCCUUUCUCACGAAGGCCAAAAUCCGCCAUUUUUGGGGUACUGUCUGCCCUUGUGAAAUAUUCUAGACAAUUCAAACAACGUGAAAAGCGACUUUUAAAUUAAAGUACUGUUGUAACUGUAAAUUUACCAUCAUACAAACAACUAUAAUACUAAAAGGUCGCAUUUCGUGGUGCGGAUCUGACACAGGGCUCGAAUUUUAUCGCGGCAAUUGCCGUAGAGGGAGAACAAAAUGCCGUGGAUCAUUGCGGCAACGACGGCAAUUUUUUGCCGUGUAGUCUGUGCAUUACUACUUUGAUACUUGAAUUCAGAUGUUGAUCAAAUCAUGCGUAAAUCACUAUUUUAGUCUCAGUUUUCUUCGAAAAAAAAACACUAAAGAAAUACGUAGACAUGUUUCUAGCUUGUCAAAAAUCCAAAGUGACAAUAAAAUUAAAGUUUUAUUACAGUCAUUUGAAAAAUGCCGUGGAAACUGCCAAAAUUGCCGUAGACAGCUGUUACGUUCUACGGCAAUUUUUAACGCCAUUACCGUCGAUUGAUUUCGGGGAAAUUCGAGGCCUGAUCUGAGACAGUGAGACUCUCAAACGUGGGAGAGGCAGUACCCCCAAAAUGGUGGGAAAAUCGGCCGCGAGAAAGGCUGAUUCAAAUUUGGAAACGUCAUUUUGGAUGUUUAUCAAAGCCAUGAUAACAACUUUAAUCUUUAUUAAACUAAUCGUCCCAGUUAACCGGGUCGGUUAGAAUUGAGUGCAAAAAUGUUGUUAGAGUUACGUGUAUAACAUUAAAAAUUGCUUGCUUCACCUUCAUUUUUAUAUUAUCAUUAAUACUCGCAUAUGAUUUGGCAACCUCGUUCCCAGGCUCUUCCCUCUUGUGGAGGAAAGAUUUCUUUAUAUAUAAUAACUACAGUGACACGCAAUUUGAUUGGUCAGUCAAUAGCCAUGCAGGAUCAGGCCAUCCUGCACGAGGAAUUAAAAUGCAUUCGCGGGAUUCUCAAAAUGUUAUUGUUUCACAGCUGUAGUUAUUUUAUAAAACAAUUACCAAAUGGUUUUCCAAGCAAGAUAGCGUGAUCCAUGCACUUGGGAUGUUGCUCGACUUUUGGAAAGCAUAAAAAUACACUCGUCUGGGGCUUGAGUAUUUUUACGCUUUCUGAAAGUCUCGCGACAUCCCUCGUGCAUGGAUCACACAAUCAUGCACGGAAAACCAUUCAGUAUUCCUUUAUUCCUCCACAAGAGGGAAGAGCCUGGGAACGAGGUUGAUGAUUUUGUGCGUUUCUAGGACUACUUUUUAAUGGUCAUAAAUCUGACUCGCUCACAGUCAAAAUCUAUCAAAAAAAUAUUCAAGAUUUUUUAAAUGUAUUUUUUGACCAAUUUUAUCAUGGAUGCCCUUCAAGAGGAAUUCUGUUCAAAAAAGCUGCGCAAACCAGCCACAAUACGACGUAUCAUCGUUUGCAUUUAAGAAUGGACAGUUGCAGAUAAAAUAUUGUCUAUUCGUAUUUACCUCAGCCAUUCAGCAUGAAGCUACUCAUGUAGCCUGCGAGCAGGCUCACGUGAAGCUAGUUAAAUGUGAUUGCUGAUCAGAUUGAAACCUCUCCAAUGUUUGUGACAAACAUCACGGUUCCUGUGAGCAGACGGUGUUUUUAUCUGCAACUGUCCUUGAUGCAAACAAUUGUAUAUGGGUCUUUUAAUCUCGCUAUAUUCAUGAAUAUAACACUCAGUCACAAUCAAAAUCACAAUCACCAUCAAAACUAUCUCCCCAACCGCCAACAGCAUGUCCCACACCAAACCCAAGGAGUCCACCUGCUACAGCUCCACCUGCAGCACCUGCUAGAAGUCCUCUUCUUGACGAUAAGCCACCUCUGCUUUGUGGUGCCUGAUAUUUAAAUACAAAAAAUGAUGUAAACAUAGGGCCCUAUGGCUAGCUAUAUGGCAAUAAAAAUUAAGUUUAUCUGAUUGGAUAGAACUUUUAAAAUUAG